UCUUUCUUUAGAGAAGAUACGUUAAAUUUGCUGUGACCGAUCACUGUGACCCACAUAAAUAUUUUAUAUAUAAACGCGAUAUUAGCAUGAAUUGGAACAGCUGAUUGGAAAGCCUGAAACAGCCAAAAAAAAAGCCGAUUAUGCCGGAACGCCAUUUAAUUAAGUUGUGUCCCCACAUGUAAACAAAUCAUUCACAAAAAUAAUGGUGCGUGUUAAAAAUAGAUACAUCGUAGUACGGAUUGCUCCAAAGAACACAAGCCUUAGCUCGCUCUACGUAAAGGAACAGGUUCUUGCCAAGUGUAUAUUGAACCAUGUAGAGAAGUAUUAUGGUGUGUAUGGUGUCGGUCUGCUGGAACAUGGCUUUCGUGUUAAAUAUUGUAAUGACAGAACCAAAAUAGCAAUAUUGCGGUGUUCUCAUCAUUCCUAUAAAUUUGUUACGAGUAUAUUGCCGCUAAUGACAAGUGUUGGCGAUGUCCCAGCUAAAUUUAAUACCAUCUAUACAGGAGCUACUAUAAUGCAAUGUAAUAAAUUUAUUAUAAAACAUCAGCAAAACUUUUUGGAUCGCAUGGUUGGGCAGGUAGUUUCAGCUAAAGAGAGACAGGAAAUGAUCAAGCGUGUCAUAGAGUUCGAUACAAGUUAAAAAAGAAAACAAUUAUGAGUAUGCAUAAUAUGUGUCGAUAUAUCUUAUCUUAGCAUGUCCUUUUAUUUAAAAUAUAUGUGUAGGUACUUAGAAAUAAAAUUUUCUAUUCUAAAAAUAUAAUAUAUAAUUUGGUAUAAUA
Molecule: messenger RNA, 779 nt
Organism: Musca domestica (house fly)
Lineage: Eukaryota; Metazoa; Arthropoda; Insecta; Diptera; Muscidae
Gene: Pop5
Product: ribonuclease P/MRP protein subunit POP5
Exons: 3
Coding region: 203-640 (145 amino acids)
Biological process (GO): tRNA 5'-leader removal
Cellular component (GO): ribonuclease P complex
Molecular function (GO): ribonuclease P RNA binding
Source: RefSeq, a predicted model, not a curated record